Messenger RNA from Neospora caninum, 3534 nucleotides. RefSeq lists its product as hypothetical. The record is from RefSeq and is a predicted model, not a curated record. The transcript has a single exon. The coding region runs from base 1 to 3534 and encodes 1177 amino acids. Lineage: Eukaryota; Apicomplexa; Conoidasida; Eucoccidiorida; Sarcocystidae.
AUGUUUGUGGAUCCGAACAGCAUCCGGACCAUCAGCCAGCUGAAGGCGGCGCUUCUGGCUGAUCUGACGCAAGGCCGGUUCUCAAAGACGUCCGCGUUUCUCCACGGGGGACGUGAAUCUCUGUGCGAAGCCUUGGAAAGCAAAAAUCCGGGAUUUUCGCUCUCGCGCUGGUCUUCACAUCUCCAGGACGCCGACCUCGGGAGUCCGAGGCGGCCCGUCGAUCUCGUGCUGCGCCUCGACAAUUUCGUGCUCCCCGACGGCCAGCCGAUCGAGCUCCUCGAGAAAGACGACGUCGUCACGGUGUGUAUAUACACCGCAGUUCCCGCGGAGACAGCCGACGCGCGGGGCCUUCUUCUGGGGGGCUUCGAGGUUGCGCCGGUUCAGAAACGUUCUCACUUGUUUCGAGCCAGUGACGCAGGGACGAGGCUAGAGCCGCAGCCAGAAGAGGAGCGAGGCACGGCGCCAGUUUCUCCUGGAAAGGGAGCGCGAAAACGCGAACGGUCGCUUGGGCGCCCAGCCCCCGGCCGCGCGGGUGUAUGUACACCGGAGCAGGCGAAGAAGGGGCGAAAGGCUGCGGCGCCCGAGGGCAUCCGAAGCGGGGCGUUGGCGUCUGUUCGCAAAGCGGGCAGAAGCGAUACGACUUCGAGCGAAAGCAGCGAGGACGAGGAAAGCAGCUCCAGCAGCGACGCGUCUGAGACAGAAGAAAAAAAAGCCGCGCAUGCCCCCGCCCUGUCGGCGAAGAGUCAGCUGCACUGUCCGUCGGAGUUGCCGGAAUCGGCGUCCGCGGCGCCUGCCGCUCGCCUCGGAAGGAAAGGACCGAGCUCGGGUGUAUGUACACCUUGGCAGAAGGGCGCCGUGGCGGUGUCGGUCUCCAGCAGCGACGACGACAGUUCCGACAGCUCGUCGUCCUCUGACUCUUCUGCAGGGAAGAGAAAGCGCAGCUCGGCCCUCGCGGCGACUCGCGACAGAGGCAACCCCCUGCCGUCCGGGGGCUGCAGACAACAAGGAGUGAACAGCAAAGGCCUUCAGGGGCCCAGCAAGGUGCUGGCGAGCCGCCCGACGCAGGCUGGCCACGCUGCAGGCUCUGUCGGGCGUCGCCCAGGGGGCGAGGCGUCCUUCGCGAAACAGAAAGGGAGAUCAGUGGCAGUGCGUUCGGAGAGUUCGAGCGAAAGCGACGGUAGCGAUGAGUCUGACUCGAGCAGCGAGGAAACGGAGAGCGCUGGAACGAAACGCAGCCCCAACAGCGGCCGCACGAACGUGGGCCGAAUGCCCGCCGUCGUGGCGCGGGCUUUCGGGCUAGCCGCGGGGGGAACCUCAGGUGUAUGUACACCCGGGACCGGCGGGGGCGUCAAAGGAAGCGCUCCCGCCGCGGUUUCUCAGGCGCGCCAAGACGCGAAUCGGCCGAGAGCAGAGGCGCGCGGAAGAACAGAGAAGAAAGGCGGUCCGAGCAACGUCGCCAAGGACAGCGCGGGAGAGAGUCGCCAGGCAAUUCCGCAGAGCCUCGAGACGCCUCUGAAGGAGGCUAAAAAGGUGGAGACGGGACAGUCCGAGUCCGCCGAGGCGUGCGCGAUUCCUGAUCCUGCGGCGUUCGUCAGCUGGCCGUCUGCGUCUCUCGAGAACGUGCAAAUCCACCAGUGGCUGCAAGUUCGCUUCCUCAUCCUCCAGGGGUUCAUGCCGACCCUGAGCGAAGAGCGGCUCGUACGCGUGGAAGACAAGGAUUUGACCACUGGGCGUGUGCGCCUCUGGGAGCGCCGGGGCUCGAGCGACCGUCCCCCAACCGUCGCAGCUGGAGCUCCAGCCCAGACCGGCCGUCGCGGCGGAGGUUCUUGGCGGGACUGGUCAAGUCUCACAGAAAUCAAGACGACGAAAGAGAUGGUCAACGACGCAGGGACAGACGCUCUGAAGUCUCGCGCGUCGAGCAGUCUGGCUCCGGAGCGCGCAGCUUCUCCCGGCGGUCGCUCGCGAGUGCCGCCCUCUGCCGAGGCGGGGAACGGCGCAGACGCAGGCGCCGUGGCGUUCAAGUACCAACCGAAACGGCUUCUCGCUCUGCAACAGAGAGAACGCGCUUCGCACGGAAACGCGCCCCCGUCUGAGCCGCUCCGGUUCGUCACCCAAACUAUCGACGCAGGAGAAAUGCAUGCCAGCCUCCACGCAAGCAACGCAACUCGCUCUGAAGGCUCACCUUCUUCCUCGUCCUCCUCUCCUGCCUCGUCUUCCUCUCCUGCCUCGUCUUCUUCCGCCGCGUCUUCCUCUCCUGCCUCGUCUUCUUCCGCCGCGUCUUCUUCUUCUUCUUCUUCUUCUUCUUCUUUGUCUUCUUCGUCUUCUUCGUCUCCGGCGGGGGGGGUGGCCGAUGCCUCGGAGGGUGCGUUGCGUUUGCGCGGCGGGUCUUCCUCGCGUGCUUGCGAGAAAGGGAACGACGGCGACUGGGACGCCUUCUUGCUUUCCGGCUUGGAGGUGUUUGUGAGCGAAGACGGUUCAGACGUGCUCGUGCGUCACUUUGCCUCGGCGGGGGCAUUUCACCUGCCGCUCCCUCGCGACGUGCUCGAGGCGUGCCGGCGCAACCUGCAGCCGCGCGUCUCUCGAAGGCGCGGCGGGGAUGGGGAGAAAUCGCAUGAGGCGCCAAGCGCGGAAGCGGGACCGCCAGAGACGCCCGCGUCUCUCGGGGAGAAGGCGAGAGGCGCCGACCGCGAGAGCGCCCUCGUGCAUCUCGUGUCGCCGCGCACCUCGUCGACGACUGCCACUGAUCGCGAAGAGAACGGACGCCCGACAGCGGCAGAGAGGCCGGUAGGCGUUUCUGCCUCCGAAAGGAAGGACACGCGGCGGCGACGCGCCUCCCGCCUCACGCCCGAGGAUGGAGACGAAGACGCGCAUGCGCAGCAAGUCGUGGACUUGGAGGCUGUUGACGCGUGCGUGAGAACGAGCGCGCUGAAGAUCUUGCGAGAGAAACUGGACCGGAGCAGAAAGGCCCUACGGAGACAGCUGGAUUUUUACUUCUCGCCCCACAACUGGGCCUCUGACGCGCACCUGCGAUCGGCGCUCGUCCCUCUGCCUGGCGCGCUGGCUGCGAGGCUUCAAAGGGAGAAGGCGGGCGCGGAGGCCGAGCGGGGGAAAGACGAGCAAAACAGUGGGGAGAAAAACGGCUCGGGGAAAGACGGAGAACUGAACGUAGAAGGCGCGACGGCAAAUAUGCCGUCAGGCGUGUCGCAGUCAGAGAAAGAUUCGUCAAACGAGGCAGACACCACUCACACCAAUCACGCUUCGGCCUCUACGGUGCGUCUCGGCGUGCCUCUGAGGGAAGUUGCGGCGUUUCCGCGCGUCCGGAGUUUGACUGCCGACGUGGAUUUCAUCGCAGAGUGCAUGCGCAGCCGCGGGGGCUUGCAAUUCGUCCAGGCAGAGAAGGACGAGAACGGCGACUGGUGGUUGCUCCGCACGGAGAAGGCGGAAGCACGCGAUGAAGGGCUGAACGGCAAAGAGCCCAGACGCACGCGGAGAGGCAGGUGGGGAGGCGUCUCGGGGGUCGUGGCCAAACCGUGA